Molecule: messenger RNA, 1150 nt
Organism: Plutella xylostella (diamondback moth)
Lineage: Eukaryota; Metazoa; Arthropoda; Insecta; Lepidoptera; Plutellidae
Product: ommochrome-binding protein
Molecular function (GO): protein binding
Source: RefSeq, a predicted model, not a curated record
GCCGUCUAUUUGUUCAUCUUUAGAAAAAUACUACAAAAUGAAGAAAUCUGAAUUACUUUAACCAGUGUUGACCUACUAAAGUGACCAUAAACUUUCCAUGUCACAUAUCGCAAGAAAAUUCUACAAUGAAGUUUAAAAUUCUGUUUUACGUCUACUUGUUGUUCCAAACUCUUGUAGUGACCAAUGCGGAGAAUUGUGAUUACAGAAGUGUUGGUGGAGAUACAGAGGGUGAAGAAUGUUACAAAAAGGAGCUUCUACUGACGGUCGCCCACAGCCCCAACCAGAUGACCGUUCACAACAACACCCUGUAUUUCAGCUUCGAUAUCGGCAACGGAGAAUACUCCCCGGCAACCAUCCAACUGGAAACCAAGAAGACCUCUAUGCUGAAAGGAAUUAAAGACGCAUACGCCAUGACAACUGACAGAGACAACGGUGAUGUCUACUUCGGGGGCGGUCACGGCAUCUACAAAUUCAAACCAGCUAAAAAAUCGCUCAAGAAACUUGCCUUCAAAGGCUUGGAUAUUUGGUGGUUAAUGUACCACCGGGAGCUGUACUACAUCCGGUUCCCAAGCCUCAACUCGUACAGAUACACCAACAAGACCAUCAGACCAGUGAAAGCGCUAGAAGACAUUUCAGUCCAUCAGUUUGUGUUUGACAAGCGGGAUAACCUGAUCUUCAUUAACAGUACAGGACUGUACGGAGUGGAAGACGGUACGAAUACCGCUGUUUUAAUCCAAGAUGAUCCAAAGUUCUAUGUGUUGGCGAGAGACAAAUAUGGAGUAGUCCACGCGUGUACUGAUGAGGGUAUAUUCAAGGUACAUGGGAUGAGGGAAGCGACGAAACUGAUCGAUAUUGCUGACGUCCUCGGAUUGACUUUUGAUGAUGAGAGUAACAUCAUCUAUUCUGAUGCGCGCAAUCUGUAUCGCCUUUUGUCUGUGUGAGUUCAAUGUCUCAUGAGGUGGAAGAGAGUCGUUGUUUUAUUAUUUAGUAGAAACCUUUUUUUUUAUUUCCUUGUUAUCUAUCAACUCAGUUAUAUCUAAGAUGUAAGUACUAUUGUAUAGAAUAUAAUACAUUUAAUGACACUAAAACUAUAGAAUUGUCGGUCUUGUUCAAAAGCAUGUGCAUUGUCCAAGUACUAUAAUGUGAAUAU